AUGAAUUACGAGAACUAUGACCCUUGUUUCCCAGACCAGCCAGUGGUCGACCAAUACCUCCCAUUAUGGGCUAACCUCCCAUCCUUCCGGACCAAACCAGCCUUCAUUUGGGCUGAAGAAGGCUCAACCGGUGCGACCAAGGGCUCAACCUUAACCCUCACCUAUUCUCAGCUCAACAACUCAGUCCAGUCCAUUUCCUCUCUGCUUCUAAACCCAUUACAGAGAGGUGACACUGUUGUCAUUCUCUGCUCACCGGGCCUCGAGCUCGUCGAGAUCAUCUUCGGGUGCCAACGGGCCGGGCUUUUAUUAGUACCCAUCGUCCCACCCAACCCAACUUUCUCUAACAAUACCCAUCACCACCUUGUUCGGGUCCUCUCCCAAACAAAGCCCAAAGCCGCCAUAGCUCACUCCAAUUACAUCAAACAUGUUCGACAAUACAUCUCAUCAUCAUCUUCAAGCAAUCGACAGCUCUGCGAGCUCUUAAAAAACCUUAAAUGGAUUGCUUCGGACGAAAUCAGAGCCAAGAAAGCGAACCCAAAAUCAAAUUUAGUGUCGUACAAUGGCUGCAAACCGAACGAGGUGUAUCUAAUUCAGUACACUUCGGGGGCAACUGGGAUAACCCAUACCGUCCUUGGUUUCAGCAGGAUCAGCAGCUCAACAAUGUCAGAACAGCAAGGAAAGCUUAUGAUCUUCAUCCCAAUAGCAUCAUUGUGUCAUGGUUGCCACAGUACCAUGACUGUGGCCUAA
This is a messenger RNA of Camellia sinensis, 747 nucleotides long. NCBI's taxonomy places the organism in Eukaryota, Viridiplantae, Streptophyta, Magnoliopsida, Ericales, Theaceae. The record is from RefSeq and is a predicted model, not a curated record.